AUGUUAAUAUUUCACUUGUUUUUUUUCCUAAUCAGAAUUUUGGAUUUGGCUCCUAACUCGAAAUCGCGGGAUCCAAAUUGCCUAUCUAAAUUGCGUGCAUUGAAGGAGGUGAUAUUGCCAGCUGUUUUAGAACCAUCUAAUAUAAGACGCUAUGAAGUCAGUUCAGAUAUCCUCGAUUUUGAGUGUAUCGAAAGAACUCAAUAUUUGGAACAACUCCGACAGGAUAUGUUUGACCUGGCAAAGCUCCAAAUCGACAAAAGCAUUGCCACGCUAAAGGACGACAACCAAUCUCCCCACCGUCUUGAGGUGGCACGUCAUAUGAUGUUGUGCCUGAAACACCUUAAAAAGUUUCACAACAGAGAGGAGCUGUUAACUUCAAUAAAAAGAAAUUUAGUAGGAAGCACGAAAAGUGAGUUCAAUAAGCUAAAAUUGUUUUUCCUUCCUGCAAACUUCCCCGAGAUUCAGUACAUCGUCCUAAUUAUAAAGGCAUAG
Molecule: messenger RNA, 492 nt
Organism: Protopolystoma xenopodis
Lineage: Eukaryota; Metazoa; Platyhelminthes; Monogenea; Polystomatidea; Polystomatidae
Source: the annotation of a GenBank genome assembly